Molecule: messenger RNA, 2286 nt
Organism: Protopterus annectens (West African lungfish)
Lineage: Eukaryota; Metazoa; Chordata; Ceratodontiformes; Protopteridae
Gene: PFN2
Product: profilin 2
Exons: 3
Coding region: 212-634 (140 amino acids)
Biological process (GO): regulation of actin filament polymerization; positive regulation of actin filament bundle assembly; actin cytoskeleton organization
Cellular component (GO): cytoplasm
Molecular function (GO): actin binding
Source: RefSeq, a predicted model, not a curated record
CGUCACAAGCGGAUGAAUCCUAGAGCUUUUACUCGGGUGCUGCCCAAUUUUCCUAGCUUUGCUUGCCUGUUGGAAGCUUACUGAAAAACGGGACGCGGUCGUAGGACCGUGUGGCAGCGGGAGCUAGAAUACAAGGAUUCCUCCCACCUCUGCGGGCCAUUAUUUUGUAAAAAAAAAUCUUUGUUUCUUGUUAUAACGAUAACUAAAGACCAUGGCUGGUUGGAAAUCCUAUGUGGAUAACUUGAUGCACGACGGCACCUGCCAGGAAGCCGCCAUUGUCGGUUACAAAGACGCCAAGUAUGUCUGGGCAGCAUCAGAGGGCAGUUGUUUUUGGAGUAUUUCGCCUGCAGAAAUAGACAUAAUAGUUGGGAAGGACCGUGAAAGUUUCUUCACUCAAGGUAUUGUACUAGGUGGAAAGAAGUGUUCUGUGAUUCGAGACUGCCUGUAUAUAGAGUCAGACUGCACAAUGGAUGUCAGAACAAAAAGUUGCUCCGGUGAACCAACAUACAACAUUUCCAUCGGCAGAGCUGGAAGUGUUUUGGUCUUAACAAUGGGAAAAGAAGGCGUUCAUGGCGGUGGAUUGAACAAGAAGUCGUAUAAUAUGGCAAAAUACUUAAGAGACUCUGGGUUCUAAGACCACGUAGAAGAAAAAAUAUUGCUAGUAAAUUUUCCUGUUAGUGGUCAUGUCAUAGUUCUAGCUUAAGUUUUUAAAUGUUAUGGAAAAUUUAAUAGCAAUGCAGAAUAUGAACAGUUACGGGAUAUGAACCUGUGUCUUCAUUGUAUCCCUGUGUUGGUGGGGGAAAUUUUUCCAUGUUUUUUUCCGCAUGUACUUCAGCAUUGGUUUUAGUCAUGGGGAAGGAGGGCCACAGAUAAAUGUUUGACCUUGAUUAUGAAGGAGACUAUCAAACAGCCAGUUCCCAUCCACCCAACAGCUGCUCUUGUCAGAAACCCCUUGUACUUUGCUACCAGUCUAUAUAGAUGGUAGUUCAUUUUCCUGUUAAAGUUAAAUUUGUAUUUUUCUGUAAAAAGUAUUGGCAUGUGAUCGGAUUGCUUAACAUUUUUACAAUGUGCACUAACAUGCAUGUUGAUCUUUUUGUAAGUCUGGACAUGUUUUAAGUAUUGUAAACUAUUGAAUGAAAAUUCACUACAUGGUGCCAGUAAUGCAGUCUCAAUAUUGGAAUACUGACAUGUAACAUGGCUCAUUUGUCUUCCUUUUGAGUUGAUGGAAAGAUUGAGAGGGUAAAUGUGCAUGCACAUUUUUGCUGCUGUUUCAACUUGGUGGUUUAGUACCACUAGUUGCAUACAACACUAAGUGAUUGUAAACAACCAGUUUUCUUUGUACACUACACUUGUUUUACACCGUAGAUUUUUUUACCCUUGGGCCGUGAGGCCUCCUAUUAAAGUGAUCACAGCAUUGCAUCCCUUUGUAUUUGUUUGUGUUAUGCAUUGGCUUUUUUUGCACUCUUGAUUUAGCUAAAUUAAAGUCCUGCUUAAGAGUGCAGUUAUAAGCUUAUGCAUAAGGACCUUGGAUGCAUUUUUGCAUUAACCUCAUGAUUUUUCUAAGGACAUUCCUAUGUUGCAACUGACAGUAUAUUGUGGAAUAGGAAAUGGCUUAACAGGUUGCUGGUUUGGAGCAAAUUCCAAUAUAUUCUGGAGUUGUAUCCAAAUUUCUCUGGCUCGUUUGAGUCGCAUACUGAGGCUUUGCUAGACACUUCAUGGUAUUUGUGCAAAAUAACUACCACUUUAAGAUGCACUUGUAGAGAUGCUUGAGUAAAAUCACUAGAUGUCUUCUGCACUAGAAUUUGUACGAGAUGGGUAGUUCAUUGAAACUUACUGUCCAGCAAAUACCUUGCUGCCCAAAAAGCUAGUAAAUUGCUACUCCAUAUAGCACCUGUUUUGUUGUCUGAAGCAUGGUACUGAUUUGUACGUCAUUUCAAGAUGAAGACUAGAACUUCACAGUACACCAAAAAAGAAUGUGGCUGUCCUGUGAAAUUUUCAGAAGUAUGUACUUGUGCCAUAUUAAGACAUAAUUUCUUGCUCUUGUAAGAUGGAUUUUAACUGUCAUCUGCUACGGUUUUGUUAGAAUGGCACUUUUGGAACAGUUUAGCAUAUGCUUUUGUUAUGAUGUGGAUUAUGUACAGAUUAAACAUUUGUCCAGUUCCCUGCACUUUGUACAUCUGGGAUACAACUUAACUCAUCUGAUUUAAUAUGCAUUUAAAAAAUGCCAUAAACUAUUAAACACCUUGUUUACAGACAGAUGAAAUAAAUUUAUUCCAAACAAAUUCA